Monosiga brevicollis MX1 is the source of this 909-nucleotide messenger RNA. RefSeq lists its product as uncharacterized. Bases 1 to 909 code for a protein of 302 amino acids. The transcript has 6 exons. Lineage: Eukaryota; Choanoflagellata; Craspedida; Salpingoecidae. The record is from RefSeq and is a predicted model, not a curated record.
AUGGCGUCGCGGCCCAUGUUUGCGCUGCCUCCGGCUGCGGAGAGCCAGUUCUUGGAUGAUCUGAGUCGAAGGUCUAUGGAUGAUCUCAAGGGCCUUUCGCUCGAAUAUCUAACUGUCAUUGAGGCGGAGCUGGAGCAGCUGGCCAACUCGACGCAUCAUGAGCUGCAGAGCAUUGCCGACCAACAUCAUCAAUUUACUCAGUGCGUGCCGCUCUGCUCUGGCGCUUCACCCUGUGCUUCACCCUUCCUGGGGAGCUGCGGUCGUCUCGGCAGCCAAUCAUGUGAUGCCUGCUCGAACAGAUGGUUUCAUCGCUACUUCAAGUAUCAAGCUUCCGCCAAGCGCCGGUCAUCCAUUGCUGCCGAGCUACCAGCAGCCAAGAAUGCACAACGUCAGUCCAAGUCCAACACCGAUGGGCCCCUGGGCCGCACAAGUGGCCCCCGCCGCAGCUCUCUCAGCUUAAGCACCAGCGCAGGCGGCAUGACUGCCUCCGCCCAGCCAGAAGAGACAAAGCAAAUACCUCCCCUGGGGCGGCCCCUAACUGAGACCAAGCAAGAGCAAGACUUUCUCAAGGGCGUGAGCCCAGACAGCGAGGAGCAGCUGGUCCAUAGCAGGAAAAGUGCACCUUCGGACGCUGAGGCUCGGCUCUUGGGCGCUGCCGUUACGGCCAAGGCAGAAAAAGCCGACGCUUCAGAAGAAGAUAAUUACGUUCUCACCAACCUCAAAAGUGUCCAAGCCUUGUUGACCAAGGAGGAGCAACACCUGAGCGAUCUCCUUGAGCGUCUCUAUCACCGCGCCUGCGCGUCGCACGUGGACGUUCAGCGACAGGGGGACAGCUUCCCCGUCCUGGAGUCUCCCAAGCCCGCCGAAAAGCCAAAGCGCAAACGCAAGAAAAAGGACACACCUGCAUAA